CUCGCCGCGCGCCUCCCGCCCCUCUCCCGAGAGCUACGCGGCGGCAGAGCGGAGGCCUCGUGCCGUAACGGCCAUCGCGGCGGCCGCGGCGGCGUCCCGGUGCCUUCCUCAGGUGAGCUGGGGCCGCACGGACCCGGCAGAGGGAAGGUGAGACAGUCCUGCCGACAGGCAGACGGCAGACAGCGGUUCCUUCCCCCUGCUGAAGCUGCUGAAAGAUGGCAGAAGAAGUGGUGGUAAUAGCCAAAUUUGAUUAUGUGGCCCAACAAGAACAAGAGCUGGACAUUAAGAAGAAUGAGAGAUUAUGGCUUCUGGAUGACUCUAAAUCCUGGUGGCGAGUUCGAAACUCCAUGAAUAAAACUGGUUUUGUGCCUUCUAACUAUGUGGAAAGGAAAAACAGUGCUCGGAAAGCAUCUAUUGUAAAAAACCUAAAGGAUACCUUAGGCAUUGGAAAAGUGAAAAGAAAACCUAGUGUGCCAGAUUCUGCAUCUCCUGCUGAUGAAAGCUUUGUUGACCCAGGGGAACGCCUCUAUGACCUCAAUAUGCCUGCUUAUGUGAAAUUUAACUACAUGGCAGAGAGAGAAGAUGAAUUAUCAUUGAUAAAAGGGACAAAGGUUAUUGUCAUGGAGAAAUGCAGUGAUGGGUGGUGGCGGGGUAGCUACAAUGGACACGUUGGAUGGUUCCCUUCAAACUAUGUAACUGAGGAAGGCGACAGUCCUUUGGGUGACCAUGUGGGUUCCCUGUCAGAGAAAUUAGCAGCAGUUGUCAAUAACCUAAAUACUGGGCAAGUGUUGCAUGUAGUACAGGCUCUUUACCCAUUCAGUUCAUCCAAUGAUGAAGAACUUAAUUUUGAGAAAGGAGAUGUAAUGGAUGUUAUUGAAAAACCUGAAAAUGACCCUGAAUGGUGGAAAUGCAGGAAGAUCAAUGGAAUGGUUGGUCUGGUGCCAAAAAACUAUGUUACCAUUAUGCAGAAUAAUCCAUUAACCUCAGGUUUGGAACCAUCACCUCCGCAAUGUGAUUACAUUAGGCCUUCACUCACUGGAAAAUUUGCUGGCAAUCCAUGGUAUUAUGGGAAGGUCACCAGGCAUCAAGCAGAAAUGGCAUUAAAUGAAAGAGGGCAUGAAGGUGAUUUCCUCAUUCGUGAUAGUGAAUCUUCGCCAAAUGAUUUCUCUGUAUCACUAAAAGCACAAGGGAAAAACAAGCAUUUUAAAGUUCAACUAAAAGAGACUGUCUACUGUAUUGGGCAGCGUAAAUUCAGCACCAUGGAAGAACUUGUAGAACAUUACAAAAAGGCACCAAUUUUUACAAGUGAACAAGGAGAAAAACUGUAUCUUAUCAAGCAUUUGUCAUGAUAAUACUGACCAGAAGUGACUGCUACACAGCUAUAAUUCGUCACGUAAUUGAAGACUGAGAAAAUGUCAGUCCAGUCAUGCUUGAUUGGAAAUUGCUUUCUAACUCUACAUGAGAAUGACUAUAAUACAUAAGUAUUUUUAUUAUAACUCAUCCCAUACAUAUAUACUACAUAUGCAAAGCAUCUGCACAAAGCAAUUCCUUAUCCUUGGUCUUCUUUUUUAUUGUUUUCUUUGCUGUUUUUCUUUUUGCUUCUAAUAUUAAGGUUUUAUAUUUUGAGAAAAUGAUGCAGAUCAGAAGUCUUUAUAUGGAAGAAUUUAUUGGGUUUUUUUUUUCCUUUAUUUCCCUGUAAGGGACCAUGUUAGUCAUUUCCGCAGUGGUUUCUCUUCAUAUAAAAUUAUUAUAUCAUUAUAUGGCAUAUGCUAAAAUAAAUUUCAUGGAGAAUGUUGAUCUUUUCUGUGACUAAAUAGCAAUAAUAAAUGGAAAAUAGAAAUUAUUUUCAGGUAUUUGUUGUAAGCCAUUGUAAAUAUCAAGUAUGUUGUGUCUCCCAUUUAAAAAAAAUUAUUGUCUUCAUUGUAAAGCAAAACAAAUGGGAUAUAGGUUAGAAAAUAUGUCUUGUAUACUUUUAAUUUACAGCUAUUGGAAACAAAAAUCUGAAUUUCUAAGAUUUUUUGAGGGGGUGCUUCUUUCUUAACUGGUUAUUCAGGAGAAUAAAACAGUGUCUGAGAUAUUUAGCUUUUCAAACUCUAA
Prionailurus viverrinus (fishing cat) is the source of this 2097-nucleotide messenger RNA. It is a transcript of the gene NCK1, whose product is annotated as NCK adaptor protein 1. Gene Ontology annotation, biological process: negative regulation of PERK-mediated unfolded protein response; positive regulation of endoplasmic reticulum stress-induced intrinsic apoptotic signaling pathway; negative regulation of endoplasmic reticulum stress-induced eIF2 alpha phosphorylation. The coding region runs from base 216 to 1349 and encodes 377 amino acids. The transcript has 4 exons. Lineage: Eukaryota; Metazoa; Chordata; Mammalia; Carnivora; Felidae. Gene Ontology annotation, molecular function: ephrin receptor binding. The record is from RefSeq and is a predicted model, not a curated record.